Cucurbita maxima (winter squash) is the source of this 722-nucleotide messenger RNA. RefSeq names its product 30S ribosomal protein S31, chloroplastic. The record is from RefSeq and is a predicted model, not a curated record. Bases 98 to 454 code for a protein of 118 amino acids. Lineage: Eukaryota; Viridiplantae; Streptophyta; Magnoliopsida; Cucurbitales; Cucurbitaceae. Gene Ontology annotation, cellular component: plastid; ribosome. Gene Ontology annotation, biological process: plastid translation. The transcript is spliced from 3 exons.
AGGGAUAAAAUCCGUCACGGUUUCCACUCGAAACUUAUCUUCGUGAUUCUCUCACAGACGCUCGCUCUCCUUCACUCUGCUUCAUCUUCAUCCGUCCAUGGCUUCACUUCCUUUCGGACUUCUUCAGGCAACAUUUCAAUCUCCUACUCUUUCUCCUCGUUGUUUCUCCUUCUCCAAAUCCGAAACCCUAGGAACCUCUCUGCGUACUUCUACUGGAACCUCUGCAACUUCCUCGCCUUCUUCAAUUCCCGCCGUGUAUUGUGGCAGAGGCGAUAAGAAGACGGAGAAAGGAAAGCGGUUCAAACACUCAUUCGGAAAUGCAAGGCCUAGGGACAAGACGAAAGGGAGAGGGACACCAAGAGUACCAACUCCGCCUUCUCCGCCUAGAAAGGAUAAGUUUGACGACGAUGAGAAAAUCAAGAUCGAAAUCGACGAGUCUCUUUUCUCUCGCUAGUCAAGGAGCAGCCUAGUUCUGUUUGUUUGUUUGAAAUUUGUUUUCUAAAUCCAGAAGGUACCUCCGCUUCUUAUAUUCGCAUUAUUUUUGUAUGAAUUCUUCAGUUGUUUGCUUUCUCAGUCUACUCGAAGUAUGUACGCUCUCCCUUUCUCUUUCUUUUGACCUUUUCUGAGCUUAAUUCCGACUAUUGAUGCUUCAUAGAUAAUCUUCGCGUCAUUAGCAGGCAAUUGUUGAAAUAUAAGUUUGCUUCCUCUUCCAUGUUAUCGAA